Oryctolagus cuniculus (rabbit) is the source of this 9885-nucleotide messenger RNA. NCBI's taxonomy places the organism in Eukaryota, Metazoa, Chordata, Mammalia, Lagomorpha, Leporidae. The record is from RefSeq and is a predicted model, not a curated record.
UAAGGAUUAUGUAAUCUAUAUAUGUAAUAUAUAACAUAUAUUAUAUGUAUGUAUAUUGUUUCAUAAUCAUGUAAGCAAGGCAUGAUAGAAGAGUCAGCUCAGCAUUAACUUGAGGCAGUGAAACUGGAGACACACACAGUUUAUUGAAAUUAUCCUUCAUCAGUCAACUCAUUUAAUUUUCACUACAGCUCUAUUGAUGGAAACUCUUUCUUCCCCACUUCAAAAAUGAGGAAACCUUGCUCUCCUUCAAUGCAAGAAUUCUAAAUCCCUGUGCCAUGCUGUCUGAUGGACAAUACAUUUUAUAAUGGCAUUUUCCCCAUGAACACUUAUUUUAUUUACCUGAAAGACAGAGAGGAGAGAGGAGAAAGAGAGAGAGAGAAAGAGAGAGAAAUGAAUCUAUCUCUUGGUUUGCUCCCAAAUGCUGGCAGUAGCUGGAGCUGGACUAGGCUGAAGCCAGGAGCUGGGAACUUAAUCUGGGUCUCCUACAUGAGUAACAAGGAUCCAAAUAUUUGAGCCCUCACCUGCUGCCUCCCAGCAGCAGAGGGGUGUGUGUGUGUGUGUGUGUGUGUGUGUGUGUGUCAAUAAGAACCUAGAACUGUGAGCAGAUACUGGACUUGAACCCAGGUACUUCAACAUGAGAUACAGGCAUACAGAUUAUGGAAAUAUUGCAUCUUUUUGAAUUAUCUAAACUGCUACAAGCCUCAUAUUUUGCAUUUGCACAAGAGCACAUUGAGGUGAUCGCGUAGUAUUUCAAUAUAAAUUUAUCUCACAUUGUUUUUCAUAUUCACUUUCUUGAAAGCUAGCAAAAUAUGAUACAAUAAUCAAAUAGGCUACUUUUCCCAGCUCAUAUGACUCCAGAAAAAGAAUUUCCAGGAGUGAUUGGCUUUGGUUUUUGAUAGGUAAUUACAAGAAGCAUUCCCACUGACAGUUGGAAUCAUGACCAGACUGGGUCUUGAAAGCCACAGCAGUGCAGUUGCAGCUGGUGACUGGCUUGCUGGCUGGCAAGGCGCCUACGGCAUAGGACUGGAUGUUCCACCAUGGCUGGGCGCUCCUCCAGGGAGCUGUCAGUCGCUGGGUUCCCACCGUGCCAAGCACCAGACAGGUGCAGAAAGGUUCAAGGUUUCUGUUCCCCAUUAGAGUUGAGGGCAUGCUGGCCGCCUGACAUGAGGGGCCUGAGGAGCAGAGUUCCUGCUUUGCUCUGGGUGGGGUUCUGCACUGACAUGGUCUUGAGAACACGCUGUUAUUCCUCACCUGCUGGAGGCUGGCCUGACAUGAGUGGUGAGUUUGCAGGGGGCGUUUAGAGAAACAGAGGACUGAGUCACUUCCAUUUGUAAGGCUUCUUGUAUGUUUUUUAAGGGAAAAAAAAAAGAGUCCUAAAAAUUGUGUUUUAUUUUACAUUUCAAAGAAAUUAAUGCUCUUAGAUCAAAACAUGAGAUGCAGUAGAACUGCAGCACUUACAGAAGAUGCAUAAAGCACAUAUGUUUAUAAGAAUAUUCAUUCCCAGUGAACGAGCUGGGGAGAAACAUUGAAAGUAACUGAUGGAGGUGCUUUCCUUCUACGUCCAAUAGGGCAUCUUUGUCACCGUGUAGCAUGGUUCUGAGAUUUUGUUUUCAGUCCUAAAACCAGGAGUGGGAGAAGAAUUCAGACCUAGGGUGGAGAAGAAAGAAAGGAAACGUAGAAGUUACCUUAGAUUUUGCAAGCCUAUGGAGAAUCUGGAAUAAAUGAAAGAGACAACAAUGCUGAUUAUUUUCUUUGGGAGAGGGUAACUAACACUUUGCUUUGCUACAGUUUUAGUCAAAUUUAGAUCUGAGAAGCCCAGUGGGAGCUGCGGCAGAACUGUUUAUUGUGUCUCCUGCUUGGCACAGAGCUGGAACACGUUAGCCAUUCCAGAAAACAUUUCUGGAAGGGAGUCAGAAAGUCACCUUAUUUCCCAGGAUACAUUUCUUGUCUUUGUUUUGAGAAACAAUAUUUAAAAGUUUAGCAAUUUAUGACAUAAGCUGAUAACAUACAUCUUUGCACUUUUUUCAGUGCUUAUGCAAACAUGUAGUUUAUGCAACCUGUAUAUCUCCUCUCACCUACUUGUUGGGGUAUAAAUAAGGUCACAGGUCUCUCUCUCUUUUACUUUUUAAUAUUGAAGUUAGUAGGAAAUUCAGAAACUCUUUUUAAGGACUUCCUCUACCCCAAGUUGUCCAAGAAAUUUGGGGUUUUCUAUGUCCAGGGGUGUAAUUCCUGUUUCCAAACACCAGUGAAAGGGAGUAUAUGGAAGACUUGGCCAGUCUGCUGUCACAUGCCACACCCCAUUUUCUGCUGCAGAGCCCUUGUCACCACAGCAGUGUGUCAUUGAUGAAAAUAGGCCUCCCACAGAGUCAGAUGCUUCCAUUAUCACCCUGUGGAAACAGAUCCUUGCUCAGGUUACCGCAGUUCCUAGAGGAAGAUCUCUCUAUCUCAUUCUCUCAGCCUCGGUCGGUCUCACUCAAGACUACAUUUUCCUUGGAUUUCCAGAGUUGCUAUAGCAGUUUCCAAAGUUCCUCCAGUACCUUAUGGGUAAAAGCAAGUUCCAGUUUCAGCUGCGAAGUCAAGAACAACCCAUCUGACAUCAUGCAGUAGGCGUUGGCAGAAAUCUUUCCUCUCAUGGUUGUCCUUGGGUGUCCUUAGUGUGUCUAUUUGAGUGCUCCAACAAGAGUCAUCUCAAUGCUUCACGUUGAUUCUAAGCACAUGGAACCUCCCAGGCAGUGGAAGACGUAGUCUCUGUCUCUUGUUCUUUCCUCUCCUCCUGGAUAGCCACUGACUUUCCUUUGCUCUAGUGAAGAUGGUCUACUUGAUGAAUUCAGAAGAACAGAAAAUUCUCCUCUGUGGUAAGUCCCUAUCUUCACCUAAACAGAGAAGCAAGAAGACAAGUUGUAAAAGGCAGCUCCCCUUAGUCAAACAAGCAAAGCUGUUCAAUGUAGUCUAAUUACACAUACAGCACUGGGAUUAAGUGCUCUGCUCUGGAACCAGAUCACUGGAUUUCAAGAAAAAUUUUGCAGCUUUCCUUGAAUGUGGCAUGACUUUUAUCCUUCUGUACCUCAGUUUCUCCAUCUGUAAAAUGGGAUGCAGAAAAUAAUGAAAUACAUCAACUUCACAGGGAUUUUCCUGAGAUAUUUAGUUUACACAGCAAACAAAUAUACACAACAUAUAAUUUUUUUUCUUGCAAAGACAGGAUCAUGCUAAACUUAAUUUGCUCUUAGUAAACAAUUAUGUCUGUGUUUUUAGUAAAACUAUGUAAUGGUCAGACUUAUUUAGAUGAAAACAUGUUACAAGUUUAUCAAUUUCAGCUUACUUCAUUAGCAUACUUUGUCCCAAAAAUCAUUGAAGUGGUAUUCACAGAUUUCUUUGAAGAUAAUUUGUAUACAUGUGAAGAAGUGUUCCAAAGUGUUUUGUCAUUGUCUCAUCAGCGUUGCCUCUCAGCAGUUUUGCAGUGAGGAGAUUCUGGUCACCCUGCAAAGACACAGGGAUGCAUGCCGUGGAGGCCAUGGAGCCAUAGUCACUGAGCCAGGAAUGGGCUGUCCUUUUGACCUUGCGAAUUAAUCACCAGAGUUGCACUAAUCACAUUGAACUUGAAGAUCCACACAUGGCAAGCUGGACUAGACCGAUUUUGAGAAAAGGAUACAGACAACGCCUGGAAUUGUCAGACAUUUACCAAAUCCCUUCUGCUGAUUCUGCAGACAACCUGUCUGAGAAGCUGGAGAGAGAAUGGGAUAGAGAGCUGGCUUCAAAGAAAAAACCCAAGCUCAUUAAUGCCCUUCGGAGGUGCUUUUUCUGGAGAUUUAUGUUCUAUGGAAUCUUAUUAUAUUUAGGGGAAGUCACCAAAGCCGUACAGCCUCUCCUAUUGGGGCGAAUCAUAGCUUCCUAUGAUCCAGACAACAAGGUGGAGCGCUCCAUUGCCAUUUACCUGGGCAUAGGUCUGUGCUUACUCUUUGUUGUGAGGACCCUACUCCUACACCCAGCAAUUUUUGGUCUUCAUCAUAUUGGAAUGCAGAUGAGAAUAGCCAUGUUCAGUUUGAUUUAUAAGAAGACUUUAAAGCUGUCAAGCCGUGUUCUAGAUAAAAUAAGUAUUGGGCAACUUAUUAGUCUCCUUUCCAACAACCUGAACAAAUUUGAUGAAGGGCUUGCGCUGGCCCAUUUCGUGUGGAUUUCACCUCUGCAAGUGACUCUGCUGAUGGGGCUGCUCUGGGAACUACUACAGGCCUCUGCCUUCUGCGGCCUUGCUUUCCUAAUAGUCCUUGCCCUUGUUCAAGCCGGGCUAGGGAGAAUGAUGAUGAAGUACAGGGAUCAGAGAGCUGGAAAGAUCAAUGAGAGACUAGUGAUCACUUCAGAAAUGAUUGAAAACAUCCAAUCUGUUAAAGCAUACUGCUGGGAGGAAGCGAUGGAAAAAAUGAUUGAAAACCUAAGACAAACAGAACUGAAACUGACCCGGAAAGCAGCCUACGUGAGAUACUUCAACAGCUCAGCCUUCUUCUUCUCAGGGUUCUUUGUGGUGUUUUUAUCUGUGCUUCCUUACGCACUUACCAAAGGAAUCAUCCUGCGCAAAAUAUUCACCACCAUCUCAUUCUGCAUCGUUCUGCGCAUGGCCGUUACUCGGCAGUUCCCCUGGGCUGUGCAAACAUGGUAUGACUCGCUUGGAGCAAUAAACAAAAUCCAGGAUUUCUUACAAAAGCAAGAAUAUAAAACACUGGAAUACAACUUAACAACUACAGAGGUCGUGAUGGAUAAUGUAACAGCCUUCUGGGAAGAGGGAUUUGGGGAAUUAUUUGAGAAAGCAAAGCAAAACAAUAGUGAUAGAAAAAUCUCCAAUGGUGAUAACAACCUCUUCUUCAGUAAUUUCUCACUUCUUGGUGCUCCUGUCUUGAAAGAUAUCAGCUUCAAGAUAGAAAGAGGGCAGCUGUUGGCGGUGGCUGGAUCUACUGGUGCUGGAAAGACUUCGCUUCUGAUGAUGAUUAUGGGAGAGUUGGAGCCUUCAGAGGGUAAAAUUAAGCACAGUGGAAGAAUAUCAUUCUGCUCUCAGUUUUCCUGGAUCAUGCCUGGCACCAUUAAAGAGAACAUCAUCUUCGGUGUUUCCUACGAUGAGUAUAGAUAUAAGAGUGUCAUCAAAGCUUGCCAACUAGAAGAGGACAUCUCCAAGUUUACAGAGAAAGACAAUACAGUUCUUGGAGAAGGUGGAAUUACUCUGAGUGGAGGUCAACGAGCAAGAAUUUCUUUAGCAAGAGCAGUAUACAAAGAUGCUGAUUUGUACCUAUUGGACUCUCCUUUUGGAUAUCUAGAUGUCUUAACAGAAAAAGAAAUAUUUGAGAGCUGUGUCUGUAAAUUGAUGGCCAACAAAACUAGAAUUUUGGUCACUUCUAAAAUGGAACAUUUAAAGAAAGCUGACAAAAUAUUAAUUUUACAUGAAGGCAGCAGCUAUUUUUAUGGUACUUUUUCUGAACUCCAAAGUCUACGGCCGGAUUUUAGCUCAAAGCUCAUGGGAUAUGAUUCUUUUGACCAGUUUAGUGCAGAAAGAAGAAAUUCAAUCCUAACUGAGACCUUACGGCGUUUCUCAUUAGAAGGAGAUGCUAGCAUCUCCUGGAAUGAUACCAGAAAACAAUCUUUUAAACAGAAUGGAGAGUUGGGGGAAAAACGGAAGAACUCUAUUCUCAAUCCAGUCAACUCUAUGAGAAAAUUUUCUAUUGUACCAAAAACUCCUUUACAAAUGAAUGGCAUUGAAGAAGAUUCGGACGCAUCCAUAGAGCGGAGGCUGUCCUUGGUUCCAGAUUCAGAACAGGGAGAGGCGAUUCUACCUCGAAGCAACAUGAUCAACACUGGCCCCAUGCUGCAGGGCUGCAGGAGGCAGUCGGUUCUGAACCUGAUGACACACUCGGUCAGCCAAGGUCCCAGCAUUUACAGAAGGACAACCACAUCCGCACGAAAAAUGUCUCUGGCCCCUCAGACAAACUUGACUGAAAUGGACAUAUAUUCAAGACGGUUAUCUCAAGAAAGUGGCUUGGAAAUUAGUGAAGAGAUUAAUGAAGAAGACUUAAAGGAAUGCUUUAUUGAUGAUGUGGACAGCAUACCUACAGUGACCACAUGGAAUACAUACCUUCGGUAUAUUACUGUCCACAGGAGCUUGAUUUUUGUGCUAAUUUGGUGCAUAGUUAUUUUUCUAGCUGAGGUGGCUGCCUCCUUGGUUGUGUUGUGGCUAUUUGGAAACACUGCUCCUCAAGACAAAGAGAAUAGUACAAAAAGUGGGAACAGCAGCUAUGCUGUGAUUAUCACCAACACCAGCUCUUACUACUUUUUUUACAUUUAUGUGGGAGUAGCCGACACCUUGCUUGCAUUGGGAUUAUUCAGAGGUUUGCCACUGGUGCAUACUCUAAUCACAGUGUCGAAAAUUUUACACCACAAAAUGUUACAUUCUGUUCUUCAGGCGCCCAUGUCAACACUCAACACAUUGAAAGCAGGUGGGAUUCUUAAUAGAUUCUCCAAGGAUAUAGCCAUUCUGGAUGAUCUGCUGCCUCUUACCAUAUUUGACUUCAUCCAGUUAUUGUUAAUUGUGGUUGGAGCCAUAGCAGUGGUUUCGGUUUUACAACCUUACAUCUUCCUAGCAACAGUUCCAGUGAUAGCAGCCUUCAUUUUAUUGAGAGCGUACUUCCUCCAUACCUCACAGCAACUCAAGCAACUGGAAUCUGAAGGUAGGAGUCCAAUUUUCACUCAUCUUGUUACAAGCUUGAAAGGAUUAUGGACACUUCGUGCCUUUGGACGGCAGCCUUACUUUGAAACUCUGUUCCACAAAGCUCUGAAUUUACACACUGCCAACUGGUUCUUGUAUCUGUCAACACUACGCUGGUUCCAAAUGAGGAUAGAAAUGAUUUUUGUCCUCUUCUUCAUUGCCGUAGCCUUCAUUUCCAUUUUAACAACAGGUGAAGGAGAAGGAAGAGUUGGUAUUAUUCUAACUUUAGCCAUGAAUAUCAUGAGUACGUUGCAGUGGGCUGUGAACUCCAGCAUAGAUGUAGAUAGCUUGAUGCGAUCUGUGAGUCGAGUCUUUAAGUUUAUUGACAUGCCAACAGAAGAAACUAAGUCUACCAAAUCCAUCAAACCAUCCAGUAACUGCCAGCUAUCAAAAGUUAUGAUUAUUGAGAAUCAACAUGUGAAGAAAGAUGACGUCUGGCCCUCAGGAGGCCAAAUGACUGUCAAAGGUCUCACAGCAAAAUAUAUAGACAGCGGAAAUGCCAUCCUGGAGAACAUUUCCUUCUCAAUAAGUCCUGGCCAGAGGGUGGGCCUCUUAGGAAGAACUGGCUCAGGGAAGAGUACUUUGUUAUCAGCAUUUUUGAGACUACUGAACACUGAAGGAGAAAUCCAGAUUGAUGGUGUGUCUUGGGAUUCGAUCACUUUGCAGCAGUGGAGAAAAGCCUUUGGAGUGAUCCCACAGAAAGUAUUUAUCUUUUCUGGAACAUUUAGAAAAAACUUGGAUCCCUAUGAACAAUGGAGUGAUCAAGAAAUAUGGAAAGUUGCAGAUGAGGUUGGACUCAGAUCUGUAAUAGAACAAUUUCCUGGGAAGCUUGAUUUUGUCCUUGUGGAUGGGGGCUAUGUCCUCAGCCAUGGCCAUAAGCAGUUGAUGUGCUUGGCCAGAUCUGUUCUCAGUAAGGCAAAGAUCUUGCUGCUUGAUGAACCCAGUGCUCAUCUGGAUCCUAUAACAUACCAAAUAAUUCGGAGAACUCUGAAACAAGCAUUUGCUGAUUGCACAGUAAUCCUCUGUGAACACAGGAUAGAGGCAAUGUUGGAAUGCCAACGAUUUCUGGUCAUAGAAGAGAACACAGUGCGGCAGUACGAAUCCAUCCAGAAAUUGCUGAGUGAGAAGAGCCUCUUCCGGCAGGCCAUCAGCUCCUCGGACAGGGCAAAGCUCUUCCCCCACAGGAACUCAAGCAAGCACAAGUCUCGGCCCCAGAUCACUGCUCUGAAGGAGGAGGCAGAAGAAGAAGUGCAAGAAACAAGGCUCUAGAGAGCCAGUGCAAAUGUUUGCAUGGGACAUUCCCUCAUGGAGUUGGGGGAGAAACAGUUGCCUCUGCCUCAGAAAACAAGGAGAAAUAAUGUUUUUUUUUUUUUAAGCAAACAUUUUGGAACAAAGAGUUGAGGACAUUCUUAUGAUCUGCAUAGAUGGCUUCCUGGCCAUGGUCAAAUCAUGUGAGAGGUACUUCAAAUCCUUGAAGAUUAACACCUGGGGUUUUUCUUUGCCCUUUGAUAGUAGUUGGAAAGGCAGCUAUAAAAUUCAGCCAGGUUAGAUGUUCAGCUUACUGUUUAGUGAAAAUUGUUCAUUUGUCUUAUUGAAGAACUGAAAUCAUGCUUCUUAGAGGAAUGAUUAAGUAAUGGUAACUGGAAACUUGAGUGGUUCAUAUAAAUUUAUAUCCCCCUUUCUCUCCUCUCUUCAAGAUAUUUAGAAACACAACUACAGUCAUGCACUGCAUGGUGAUGUUUCUGUCAACAAUGGACUAUAUCUACAAUUGUGUAACACAUAGCGUGGGUGUGCAGUAAUAAUCUAGGAUAUUCAUACAGCAACAAAAUUAUCUAAUGACUCAUUGCUCAAAAUAUGUCCCUGUCUUUAGGUGGCGCAUGACUGUACAUUGUCCGCCAAUAAUUCUGGCUCUCAUUUCUAAGGAAGGGUUAGAAUACUGUAAGAGUCAAAAAGCAGCACAUCAAUAAAAGCCCCAUUCCAUUUAGCCUGGAAGUUAAGAUGCAGGUGAAGAUGGCUGCAUCUCAUAUUGGACUUCAGUACUCAGCUCUGGUUCCCGAGUUUAGUUUCCUGUUAAUGCAAACCCUGGGAGACAGAGGUGAUGGCUCAAGUGAUUGUGUUCCUGCCACCCACAUGGGAGACCUGGAUUGAGUUACAGGUUUCCAGUUUCAGCCCAGUCCAGUCUUAGCCACUGCAGGCAUUUGGAGGAGUGUAUAAGUGUCCCAUUCAACAUGUGGUUAGGAAAGAGAACUUCCGAUUGUGCAGAUUAGGGUUAGUACCAUCCAGCUUUACCAAAAAUCUAGCCAAGUCAGAUAAUCAGAAUACACAGAGCAGCUCUCUUGAUGCUGAAAUUGACAGGACUUUCCCUUACCUCCAGGAUGUAACAAGCUCAUAAGACAUAAGGACCAGAAGAUGGCUGGAGAAGUGUGUUGUGCGAACUGUCACAGGGAAGCCCUUCUUCCCUGAGAAGCUCCCAGUAGAAAGUGCAUGGGUAGAUAGGCCAUGGGUGCUAUAGUGGACACAAGGAAACAUGAGCAUCUAGAUCUAAAUGGUGAUGGUGGUGUGUCUUCAGGCUAACUAUACAUGCUUCAUACUGUCUGCUCUGAAGGAGAGAGGGAAUGGGAGACACCCCAAAGAAGAGCCAAUCAUGAAUUAGUUUUAUAUGCUUUUUUAUAAUUCUGUGAUGCAAAUAAAAUUUUCUCUAGGAAAUAUUUAUUUUGAUAAUGUUUCAAACUCUUACAUAACAAUGCUGUGUUUUAAGAAUGAUCAUAUUAUGAAUUAUAUUUGUAUGAAAGAAUUUUAUAUUUGCAAUGUUGACUUUUUAUGCCUUUAGAUAUUUUUAUGAUAUAUUAUGUCAAGUUUGGGUGAGAAGAACCUAGGGUAAUAUGGCCCAGGCCAUGACUCACUUUUACUGUGUCAAGAGAAACAUCAGGGCUGAUGUUGCACACACCUAUGUGGCUCUUGCCCAGAACUCAGGUUGUCUCUUAGAUGUAGUUCUGAAGAAGACGGUACCAUAAGUCCGACUGCUCCUACCAAGGACACACUGCCAUUCCUACUUCAAGCUAACCCUGAAAAAGAUCGCAUUGUAUUUAUUACUGUAAGAAAAUAACACAUGUCAAUAAAUCCAUACAUUUGUGUGAAACUUA